Molecule: messenger RNA, 1509 nt
Organism: Micromonas commoda
Lineage: Eukaryota; Viridiplantae; Chlorophyta; Mamiellophyceae; Mamiellales; Mamiellaceae
Exons: 1
Coding region: 1-1509 (502 amino acids)
Source: RefSeq, a predicted model, not a curated record
AUGGGAGGAACCGCCUCCAAGUUCAAGCCGACGCCGGCGGGAGGAAGCCGACGCGCCGAUACCCCCUUCAACGCGUACACCUCCGGCGCGCGCCGCAACUCAUCCGGAUAUGUGGUGACGCCUCAGGACUCGGGGGGAACCUGCGCCAGCCUCUUUCGGAGCAAAACCAGCGUCGCCAGGCCCGAGGACGCCGCCCCGGCCCGCCGUCCCACGCGCAAGCCCUCCGAUCCUAACGACGCCGUCUUCUCCCCCUCGCACGCCCAUCCGAUGGUCGCCAACCUCAUCUCCGAGCUCGCGCAGUCCGGCAUCCUGGCCGAGCUCGACUCGACUGCGCGCGAAGUCGCGGCGGGCAGAGUCUCGCCCUUCGACGACGGCGACAGGCCCGACGGACCGGACCCCUCCGCGCCCGUCAAGAUCCGGGCGAGGAGCAUCCUCCGUCGAAACAGCUCCAUCACCGCCCCGGACCCUAACGCCCCAGCCGCUCCCGACGCACCUCUCGCCCCGGGCGCGCCGCGCGUCGGAACCGCCGCGAGGAAGCUCACCUGGAGCUCCUUCGAACGCGUCCAGGUCUACGACGUCGACGACAAGUCCAGGCAGUGCUCCUUCGUGCAACCCGGCCUGCCCCGGCGCAAGUCCACCGGCAGCUCCACCAUCGUGUCGAGGUCCACCACCCACUCCCACUCCGCGUCCUUCUUCCGCGACCUCUCCGCGUACGCCGCCUCGCUCUCCUCCGACGCACAGCUGUGCGAUGAUACACGCGGCGGCGGCGGGUUCGCGAUGGACCGCGAGUCCCACGCCGCCGCCGCGCGCAUCGCGCAGCAGCUCACGCGGCACGAGAUCCACGCGGGAGGGACGGCAUCGUUGGACCCCGUCGCGAGGUGCGGCAAGAUGCUCCGCCGGAAGGUCACGCCCAGAGUCGCGGCGAUGGUCGAGGACGCCGCUUUUCGCGCCAAGCUCGCCGCCGCCGCCGUCGUCGAUGCCGGCUACGGGACUCACGUCGGGGACCUCCCGAGAGACGCCGACGGCGAGAUCGUCGACCUGGACCCCGCCUCCUUCGGGCCCGCGGGCGUCGUCGUCGAACGGCCGAAGGCGGUGGCCACAGCCGGAGACGCCCUCCUCUCGUGGAUCUCCGCCGAGUGCGAGACCCGCAUCCGGGAACGCGAGGAGACGAACGCGUCCGUCGAGUCUAUGGACGGGGACGUCGUGCGGCUCCUCGCCAGGGUGGACGCGAUGUGCGACGCGAUUCCGUCCCGGCGGCUCGCGAGGGCGCUCAGGGAUUUGCAUCGCGCGAGGCUUCGGCUGGUUGACGCCAGGGCCAAGGCCAGGGCGCUAGACGCGACCAGGGACUACCUUCGGGGGAUCGUGCUGGACGCGAGGGACGUCGGCGAGGAGGCGAGCGCGCGGGCGAGCGGCGGCGGGCGGGUGGAUUUGAGCCGGGCGGGUGAGCCGUGCGAGACGAUGGCGGGGGAGUUCUUCUACUGCCUGGCGCUGGGCGGGAUGCUGCGGUAG